UAUACUAAGCGACGUCUGGCAAGUUAACAAAUUUAGUGGCUGGGUAUAUAAUCAAUGGAGCUGCGUAUCUGAACCAGUUGAUAUCGCGACCUCUCUGUCAUCGCACGUGCGAGAUGAUAUUCAUAGCACUUAUUUUAAUCGCGCUCACAGCGCUGUACUUUUACGGUACCAAGAACCAGAAUUAUUGGCAAAAGAAAGGUAUUAAACAUGACAAACCGAUUCCAUUCUUUGGUACAAUGGCAAAAAGUUACCUGCAGCAAAAGAGUAUUACUGAAAUGACCGUAUACAAUUACUGGAAGUAUCCCAAAGAAAAAGUCGUGGGAAUGUACAUGUCCUCUUGGCCCGCUCUUGUGCUGAGGGAUCCGGAGAUCAUUAAGGAGGUACUGACUUCAGACUUUUUAUACUUCUAUCCGAGAGGGCUUAACCCACAUGAAGAAGUAUUGGAGCCAAUGAUGAAGAAUCUUUUCUUUGUUGAUGGUGAUCUAUGGCGGUUGUUGAGGCAACGAAUGACGCCUGCGUUCACGAGCGGCAAGUUGCGCGCCAUGUUCCCCCUAAUAGUGGAGCGUGCUGAGAAAUUGCAAACCAGGACCGCAAACGCUGCUGCCAAAGGAAACGCUCUGGAUGCCCGCGACCUCAUGGCCCGGUAUACCACUGACUUCAUCGGUGCUUGUGGUUUUGGUCUCGAUGCAGACUCACUAAACGAUGAAGAAUCCGCCUUUAGAAAGCUCGGUAUUAAAAUUUUCGAGGUACGACUUAUAGAUGCAGUAAAAUUAUUUCUAAGAGAUCUUUUCCCUGUAGCCCUGAAGCGCAUGAAAGUAAUGGGAAAAGUUGAAGGUGACAUACACGAUUUGGUGAAAUCAAUUUUGAAACAAAGAAAUUACCAAAAGUCUGGAAGGAAUGACUUCAUCGAUCUACUUAUUGAGUGCAAAAAUAAAGGAUUAUUAAAAGGGGAGUCUAUAGAAAGAAAGAAACAGGACGGUACUCCAGAAGAAGCAUCCGCAAUUCUGGAUGAGAUGCUUAUGGCGGCACAAGUGUUCGUUUUCUUCGCCGCUGGAUUCGAAACUUCAUCUUCAGCUACAAGCUUUACAUUACAUCAGUUAGCUUAUAAUCCGGAAGUGCAAAAGAAAGUUCAGGAUGAUAUUGAUCAAGUCCUAGCUAGACAUAAUAACAAACUAAGUUAUGAUGCGGUCAAAGAAAUGAAAUAUUUGGAUUGGGCUUUUAAAGAAGGCAUGAGGAUGUUCCCUUCGCUUGGAUUUCUAAUAAGGAAGUGUGCGAAGCAAUACACGUUCCAGAAGCUAGACUUAACGAUCGACCCGGGCGUGCGUGUGUUCGUGCCGCUGCAGGCGCUACAUAAUGACCCAUUAUAUUUUGACAAUCCCGAGGAAUUCCGUCCUGAGCGAUUCGACCCUGAAGUAUUCGACAGCAGACUGAAAAAUAUUUAUUUACCUUUCGGCAUAGGACCGCGAGCAUGUAUCGGCGAGCGGUUGGGGCAUAUGCAGUCUCUGGCGGGUCUAGCGGCGGUGCUGUCGCGGUUCUCGGUGCGGCCGGCGCCGGAGACGGUGCGGCAUCCCACAGUAUCACCCUUUUCCGAUAUCGUGCAGAGCAUAAAGGGUGGCCUACCCCUCCUCUUCGAAGCAAGAGAGAUCAGUAGCUCGUGAACCUUUAAUAUUAAGGAAAGUCUGCGUUAAUUAUUGUUAAUUGUACUUGAUGUGAGAUUGUUUAUGAUUCUGCGAUCGGACUACGGAGUACUUCCGUAUCGUUAGUAUAUAUCUAUAUACGUUGAAGAAUCAGUGAAGUUUAUUUGUGGUCAUAAUUAGUAUCUAAAAGCAUACAGUCACUAGUGUUAUCAAAGUGAGUGCCACAAGAGUAAAGUUUUAGUAAUUGAUUGUUAGAUUGAAUCUCUGUUUCUCAUAUGGUAUCACCAAAAACUAUAUAAAAAAACUUUUUUCAUUCUGGCUAUAAGAUGGCGUUUUGAAUCAUUUUUAACUAUGACGCACAAAUUGUUUAAAAACUCAGGCGCCCCUCCCGCCGUGUUUACUAUGAGAUAAUAAUGUUAUUUAUUUAACAAUACACUUUUUAAGUAGUUAUUAAUCUGCUGAAGAUGAAGGUUUACAUAAUUUUAACCCUGUCUUGUGACUACGGAUUCUGAACAGAGAUUUCUUCAGACUCUGAAGUAAAGAAAGAAAGUGUUGAUUGACGAAGAAGCGCUUGGUAAAUUAUUAAAAAUUAUGUAACAGAAGUUGGGUCAAGAUGGCGAAAUUAAAAUGCGGUUAUAUUCAAGUAACGCGUUCAGUCACCAGUUUUACAAAUAGGAAUGAAUAAAACUACAUCCCGGGCCUACAUAAUCUUGAAACAAAGAAUUAAACAAAAGUUAAGACUGCGCAGAAGUAAUUAGUUAAUGUAAACAAAACCAAGGCAUGGCGGUCAAACCUUAUCACAUAUAAUAAUGGGGCCGCCCGGUGACGCGAGCUUUGUGUAACUCUAUGACAAUUAUUUUAAAUAAAAAUAUGAGACACAAAAUCAUAAUGGAUAUUAGUAUAUUUAAAUUUUUGGCAUCAAACUUUUUAGUAUAUAUAACAAACAAAAAAACACUUAAAUAAAACUAGUUUUUCACGGGUUAAUGCACGAAAAUUUAU
This is a messenger RNA of Chilo suppressalis (striped riceborer), 2636 nucleotides long. The record is from the annotation of a GenBank genome assembly. NCBI's taxonomy places the organism in Eukaryota, Metazoa, Arthropoda, Insecta, Lepidoptera, Crambidae.